Molecule: messenger RNA, 459 nt
Organism: Rotaria sp. Silwood2
Lineage: Eukaryota; Metazoa; Rotifera; Eurotatoria; Philodinida; Philodinidae
Source: the annotation of a GenBank genome assembly
AUGGAAUCUCGUCAACUUAUUUCUUCUACCACAUCAUUACCAUCUACAAGUAUUAAUUCUACUGAAAAACAGUCUUCACAUACUAAUUCAUCGAUAUCAACGAACAAAUCGUCUUUCGUCGUAUUGAACAACAAUACAGAUCGAGCGUUGACACACGAUGAAAAGGGGACUCGCGCCGAAUGUUAUUGGGCAAUGGCAACAAUUCAUCUAGGCUUCAGUUAUGCUUCAUCCAAAAAUAUUCCUGAAUUAUUUACAUUGAUGUUUCCCGACAGUAAAAUAGCUGCCGAUUAUGCAAUGAAACAUCGAAAACUUUCGUAUGUGAUAUCACAUGGAACUGGUCAUUUUUUUAUACGUGAACUUGUUAAAGAUGUUAAUAAAGCUCCAUCCUACUCGUUACUUUUCGAUGAAACUACUAUUGUUGGAGUACGAAAACAAUUGGACUUACAUAUUCGAUAUUGA